Drosophila navojoa is the source of this 3166-nucleotide messenger RNA. RefSeq names its product DNA mismatch repair protein spel1 (gene spel1). Gene Ontology annotation, biological process: mismatch repair; mitotic recombination. The record is from RefSeq and is a predicted model, not a curated record. Gene Ontology annotation, cellular component: nucleus; MutSalpha complex. Gene Ontology annotation, molecular function: mismatched DNA binding; ATP binding; ATP-dependent DNA damage sensor activity. NCBI's taxonomy places the organism in Eukaryota, Metazoa, Arthropoda, Insecta, Diptera, Drosophilidae.
UACCAACACUAGUGCAGUCGCGCGUCGUUCUUCUAAAGUGGCGCGUAAAUUGUUAAAUUGUUUAAAACAAAGUGCUUAAAAUAUUGCAAAACCAUUAAAUGGAAGGCAAAUCAAUAGUUAGCAGACAGGAGCCGGUGCUGCGCUUAGAUACAAAUGCGCGUCGCAAUUUUAUAAAAUUCCACAACAAACUCGGCGAGAAACCGAGCACAACGGUGCGAUUUUAUGAUCAAACCGAUUGCUAUACGGUGCACGGCAGCGAUGACUGCGAACAGGUGGCGAAAAUUGUUUACAAGUCAACGGCGUAUGUGCACAAGCUGCUGCCGGACGACAAACAGGAGACACUGCAGUUCGUUGCCAUGUCCAAGCCCAACUUUGAGCUGGCCGUGCGUGAGCUGCUGCUCGUGCGCAAUUUGCGUGUCGAGGUUUAUGUGAAGCGCGACGAAUGGCAGCUGGAAUAUCGCGGUUCGCCGGGCAAUCUGCUGCAGUUCGAGGACAUUCUGUUUGCCAAUAAGGAGGUGCUCGUGGGCAAUAGCAUUAUUUCGCUGCAGAUCAAACUGGAGGGCGGUGCACAACGGCGUGUGGGUGUGGCUGCUGUGGAGCAGAACGAUUGUCAAUUCCAAUUGUUCGAAUUUGUGGACGAUGAUUUCUUUACCGAACUGGAGGCCACUGUCGUGCUGCUGGGCCCCAAGGAAUGCCUUCUGCCAACAGCCGAUGGUGAAUAUGCCGCUGUAAAGGCCAUGCUGGAGCGUAAUGGUGUAAUGAUCACAGUGCCGAAGCGAGGCAGCGCUGCUGAGCGCAACGAUCUACUGCAGGACCUGAAUCGUCUGCUGCGCUUUGCCAAGGGCCAGCAGGAGGAUGCGAGCGGGCUGAAGGAGCUCCAAAUGCAACUAGCGGCCGAAGCACUGCGCGUGGCAAUCAAAUAUUUAGAUUUGGUCAACGAUGCCGGCAAUUUGGGGCACUACGAGCUCAAGCAAUUGGAUUUGAAGCGCUUCGUCCAUUUGGACUCCGCUGCUGUGGCCGCCCUUAACAUUAUGCCCAAGCCGGGCACACAUCCGUCCAUGCCCUCGUAUCGCUGGCAGAGCAUAUUGGGUGUCCUGGAUCAUUGUCGCACGCCGCAGGGUCAUCGUCUAAUGGCGCAGUGGGUGAAGCAGCCGCUGCGCAGCGCCGAGAUACUCAAUGAUCGGCACGACAUUGUGCAGUGUCUGCUGGAGUCGCCCGAGACGCUAGAUACGCUCAGUCUGGACUAUUUGAAGCGUAUACCAGAUAUUCUAAUGCUCACUAAAAAACUGAUGCGCCGCAAGGCGAAUUUGCAGGAUCUGUUUCGGAUUUAUCAAGUUAUAUUGCGCACACCGAAAAUCCUUCAAGUGCUGCUUAGCCUUGGGCACAGCACAGUACAGAGUGUGCUCUGUGCGCCCUUUAAGGGUUUUCUGGAAGAUCUGACGGGCCUCAAGCAAAUGGUCGAGCAGGUGGUCGACUUUGAGGCCAUUGAGAAGGGCGAGUAUUUGGUCAAGAGCACCUUCGAUGGUCGCCUCAUGGAUCUACAGCAGACCAUGACGGAGUUGUAUAACAAAAUGGAACGCAUUCGGGACAAAUGCAGCGAGGAACUUGAUCUGGAUGGCAAGCUGAUCAAGCUGGAAAACGUGGCCAAGUUGGGCUAUCAUUUGCGCACCACAAUCAAAGAUGAUUCGGUGCUGCGCAAGAACAAGAACUUUCGCAUUGUGGACGUGAUCAAGGGCGGUGUACGAUUCACCUCCGACAAGCUGGAAGGCUAUGCCGAUGAGUUCACCAGCUUGCGUGCGCGCUACGAGGAGCAACAGCAGUCAAUUGUCGAGGAGAUUAUCCAAGUGGCUGUGGGCUAUGCCGCCCCAUUAACUUCCUUGAACAAUGAGCUCGCCCAGCUGGAUUGUUUGGUCAGUUUUGCCGUAGCUGCACGAAGCGCUCCAACGCCUUACGUUCGCCCAAAGAUGCUGCCCGAGGGCGCCGGCCAGCUGCUGCUGGAGGAUGUGCGUCAUCCAUGUUUGGAGCUGCAAGAGCAUGUUAGCUUUAUAGCCAACAGUGUGGAGUUUGAGAAGGACAAAUGCAACAUGUUCAUCAUAACCGGUCCAAAUAUGGGCGGCAAGAGCACCUAUAUACGCUCUGUCGGCACAGCUGUUCUAAUGGCCCACGUUGGCGCCUUUGUGCCCUGCAGUCUGGCUAAGAUCAGCAUGGUUGACUCCAUACUGGGACGCGUUGGCGCCAGUGAUAAUAUCAUUAAGGGCCUCAGCACGUUUAUGGUGGAAAUGAUUGAAACUUCGGGCAUUAUCAGGACCGCAACGGACAAAUCGCUGGUGAUCAUCGACGAGCUGGGGCGUGGCACAUCCACGUACGAGGGCUGCGGCAUAGCUUGGUCCAUAGCCGAGCAUCUGGCCAAGGAAACGAAGUGCUUCACGCUCUUCGCCACGCACUUUCACGAGAUAACCAAGCUGGCGGAAACGUUGCCCACGGUGAAGAACUGUCACAUGGCGGCCGUGGCCGAUGAGGAUAAUUUUACGCUGCUCUAUCAGGUGCGACCUGGCGUCAUGGAGAAGAGCUUUGGCAUACAGGUGGCACGCCUGGCCAAUUUUCCCGAGCAGGUGGUGCAAAAUGCCCAAGAGGUGUACAACGAAUUCGAGGAUGAGCAUGCGGGCAAGCAAAACGAGGCGGAUAAAGCGCUGCUGGACAAGAUACAAGUGGCCAUCGAGCAGCUAUCGACGGCUGGCAACAACACGGAGAUCAAUGUGGAGGAUCUGACCCAGCUGGUGGCACAAUUCGCCAAGGAUAUUAAACAGCUGGACAGUGAUUAUUUCAAGACCGUAUUAACUAGCAGCAGCGAAACUUAGUUACAGGCCCAAGAAGCAAGCCAUUAGCUGUAAAAAAGAGAUUUUAGUUCUAUAUAGUAUUAUAUAUUAUAUACACACACAAGAGCCUUCCAUCCAUCAAGAGUCUUACAUUUAUUAUUUAAACAUUUAUUGGUCUUUUGUUUCUUAUUAGCUGUAAAAUUGUUUUCAUUUUCCUUACAUUUUGUGAAUAAGAUUUUUGUCUCAGUUUUAAACCGUUUCUGUUUUAAACACCAAAAUGUUUGCUGCACUAAUGCAUUGCGCUAAUGAAAUCAUAAAUUAUUUUCAUUAAUUUACUAUUUUUUUAAAUA